UUGUUGCACCUGUACCAGUCUCUGCUCUGGUUCUUCCCUACACCACAGGAAGCAGCCUCACACAGAGGCCCGACUCCAGACUACUUUUAUAACAGUUCUUACAGGAUGAACAAUGACUACACAGAGAUUAGUCCCUCUGAUCCCUCUGUCGACGCCUACACCACUCCCCUGAUCGCCGUGAAGGCCGAGAUCGGCUACCAGCACAAGAAGCGUCGUUACGUCCGCAAAGAUGGCAACUUCAAUGUCCUGUUCCGCCAUGUUCCUGAGGAGUGGCUCAUGUACGUCACCGACAUCUUCACUACGCUGGUGGAGAUAAGGUGGAGAGUUAUGUUCCUCAUCUUCACCCUCUCUUACACCCUCUCCUGGCUCUUCUUCGGCAUCCUCUACUGGUUGAUCGCCCUGGCUAACGGCGACAUCAAGGACCCUACUAAUGCCCCUUGUAUGUACGAGGUGAGGGACUUCACCGCGGCUUUCCUAUUCUCACUGGAGACCCAGACCACAAUCGGUUAUGGUUUUAGAGGGAUGUCAGAGAACUGCAUGGUGGCGAUCAUCGUCGUCACCGUGCAGGAUGUCAUCAGCUGUUUUAUUGAUACAUUCGUCAUCGGUAUCGCUGUGGCAGAGAUGGCAUCGACACGGAAACUGAAGCAAACAGUAGGCUUCAGCAACUGCGCUGUCAUCAACUUGCGAAAUGGGCGUUUGUGCCUGUCAUGGAGAAUUGGAGACUUCCGCCAACACCACAUGGUAGAGGGGAUGGCUCGUGCUCAAAUCUUCCGCCCCACCAUGCACGCCACUGGAAGGGUGGACAUCAACUACAAGGACCUGGAAAUCAAACAGAGUGAUAUCCUUUUAGCCAUACCAACCACCAUCUUCCACAUUAUUGAGCCCGGUACUCCACUCUACCGCAUGAGCUUGGAGGAUCUUCGGAAAGACGACUUUGAGCUGGUGGUGUCCUUCACCUACACAGAUGACUCGACGGGCAUCCUGCACCAGACUCGCACCUCCUAUACACCCGACGAGAUUCACUGGGGACAUCUGUUCCAAGAUAUGCUGAAUGUAAACCUGAAAUACUACAAGGUAGACUACUCAAUGUUCCACCACACUGCUAAGGUCCUGAUUCCGGAGGUCAGCGCAGAAGAGUACGAUCAAAUUAAGCUUCGGCGUUCCCCGCGCCACUCCCCGCGCCACUCCCCGCGCCACACUCCGUGCCACUCCCCACGCCACUCCCCGUGCCCCAAGCGCCCAAGCAUUAAUUGCAAUCCCCCGAUGGUGACUGUGGAACUGGUAAAUGGCACCACAGAAGCUGAGGUACAUGCAGCCAUGGCUGCUACUAUCGCAGCAGUUUGCGAGGACCAAGGACAUUUGUGUCUUCCAAGGAACCCCAUUCUGACGUAGAUGUUCUGCUGACAUGGCAAUACCAACACAAUUUCAUUGUAACUGGCCAAUGGUCACUCAGAAACAUGGCCAUUGCAGUCUGCCUUUACUAUUGUCCAGGCUCUGUACGCUGAAGUUACUUUUAAAUACUGAAAAGACAAAGUUGAUUGUUUUCACGGAAUCUAAGAUGAAACCUCAGAUUCUUACACGUACAGUCAAUGUGCAGGACAAACAAAUAGAAAGACUAGCAACUAAGAGGUAUUUUGGUUUCUCGAUAGAUGAAUGUCUCACCUUUAAACCCCACAUUGUACGUCUUGUACUUGGAAUUCUUGAUAGAUGAGUGUCUCACCUUUAAGCAUCGUAAGUCUUGUGAAAAAGUAUUUUCUUAUUAAGUCAUGUUUUGUGAAAAAGUAUUUUCGUAUUAAGUCAUGUUUUUCAUUAGAAGCGAGAAAGAUGCUUGUUCCCACUACUUUCUUACCUGUAAUUGAUUCUGUUGAUAUCCUGUACAUGUAUGCCCCUGUGAUUUCAUUGCGUAUGCUGGACUGGGUACCACGGAGCACUGAAGUUUGUUACUAACUCCAAAGCCCUCACUCAUCACUGUACUCUCUAUAUGAGAGUGGGCUGGUCUUCCUUAGCUCUUCGGAGAUGAAGUCAUUGGUACGUUUUUAUUUAUAUGGCCGUAUUGAGACGGCUCCCAUUUUACUUGUGUAACUACAUUGUCCAGCAGACAAAUGAAAACUAUCGCCUGCGCUCACAUGACUGAGUUUUGUUGAUUGUGCCAAAGGCCCCGUACAGAGAUAGGUGAAAACACUUUCCAGUUCUCUGCUCCUUCCGCUUGGAACAAGCUUCGAAAGGCCCUAAAAUCACAGGAACUCAUCCCUUAAAAUUAGUUUAAAGCUAGGUUAAAUUCUAGAAUGGAAUAUGAGUUUAAAGCUCGGUUAAAUUCUAGAAUGGAAUAUGAAUUUAAAGAUCGGUUAAAUUCUAGAAUGGAAUAUAAGUUUAAAGCUCGGUUAAAUUCUAGAAUGGAAUAUAAGUUUAAAGCUCGGUUAAAUUCUAGAAUGGAAUAUAAGUUUAAAGCUCGGUUAAAUUCUAGAAUGGAAUAUGAGUUUAAAGCUUGGUUAAAUUCUAGAAUGGAAUAUGAGUUUAAAGCUCGGUUAAAUUCUAGAAUGGAAUAUGAGUUUAAAGCUCGGUUAAAUUCUAGAAUGGAAUAUUAGUUUAAAGCUUGGUUAAAUUCUAGAAUGGAAUAUGAGUUUAAAGCUUGGUUAAAUUCUAGAAUGGAAUAUGAGUUUAAAGCUUUAAACGCUAGGAUGUAAAAUGAAGUAGGGGGCUGUCAAUGUUUUGACUGCUAGUUUAACCACACUUUCCCAAAACAUCUUGCUGUUCAAUGUGUAAAUAGAUUUUUUUUAACUGUAGUGCUUUGUGUUUUAUGUUGUAAAUGUGUCUGCAACUUUGUGUGCUGUAUAACUUAGUUCUAAAGUUGUAUCUGUACCCAUUGGAUGCAGUGAUCACAAUAUAGUGGCUUUGUCCAGGAAAUCCAAUGUUCCAACAGCUGGGCCUAAAAUAGUAUAUAAGAGAUCAUACAAAACAUGUUGCUGUGACUUAUGUGGAUGAUGUAAAACAAUAUUUGUUGGUCUGAUGUGAUUUAUAAGAAACAUCCAGAUGCUGCACUUGAUGCAUUCAUGAAAUUGCUUCUUCCAAUUUUUUGAUAAACAUGAACCUGUAAAGAAACUGACAGAACUGUUAUGACUCCAUGGAUUGAUGAGGAACUGAAAAACUGUAUGGUUGAGAGAGAUGGGGGCAAAAGAAGUGGCUGCACAUCUGACUGGCUACACAUCUGACAGGCUACACAUCUGACUGGCUACACAUCUGACUGGCUACACAUCUGAAUGGCUACACAUCUGACUGGCUACACAUCUGACUGGCUACACAUCUGACUGGCUACACAUCUGUCUGGGUACACAUCUGACUGGCUACACAUCUGACUGGCUACACAUCUGGCUGGCUACACAUCUGACUGGCUACACAUCUGACUGGCUACACAUCUGACUGGCUACACAUCUGGCUGGCUGAGUUACUGAAAAUUGAGAAAUGAUGUGACUAAACUCAACAAAAAGAAGAAGAAACUGUAUUAUGAAGCCAAGAUCAAUGAUAUAAAGACUGAUGGAAAUGAACUGAUGGGCAGAAAGACAGAUGAUUUGUACUCCAACAGUGGGCCAUCUUACUCACGCAUAAAGAAACAUGUCAUGAAAGGAAAGCAAUGCAAGUUUGAAUUUUGUAAAGUUAGUGUGGGAGAGGUGGAAAAAUGAUUGUUAUUGAUCAAUGAUUUACCAACGUCCUGGCAUUGACAACUUAGACGGAAAGCUACUGAGAAUUGUAGGUGACUCUAUAGCCACUCCUAUCUGUCAUGUAUUUCAUCUGAGCCAAGAGGAAAGUCUUUGUCCUCAGGCCUGGAGGGAAGCCAAAGUCAUUCCGCUACUGAAGAGUGGUAAAAGCGACCUUUACUGGCGCUGCCAGCUCUUAGCAAACUGUUGGAAAAAAAUUGUGUUUGACCAAGUACAAUGCUAUUUCUUUGUAAACAAAUUAACAAGAUACUUUCAGGAUGCUUAUAGAGAGGGGCACUCGACAUGCACUGCACUGACACAAAUUACCAAUGAUUGGUUGAAACAAAUUGAUAAUAAGAAGAUUAGAUUUCAGUGCAGCCUUUGAUAUUACUCACUAUAACUUGUUGUUGAGAAAACGUAUGUGCUCUGGCUUUUCAACCUCUGCCUUAUCGUGGGUUCAAAGCUUUCUAUCUAAUAGAACUCAGAGAGUUUCCUUUAAUGGAAGCUUCUCUAACGUCAAACAUUCAAAGUGUGUUGUACUGCAGGGCAGCUCUCUAGGCCCUCUACUCUUUUCUAUUUUUGUCAGUGACCUGCCACUGGCAUUAAAAUAAGCAUAUGUGUCCAUGUAUGCUGAUGAUUCAACCAUAUACACAUCAGCAACCAUAGCUAAUUAAGUCACUAAAACCCUUAACGAAGAGUUGCAGUCUGUUUUGGAAUGGGUGGCCAGUAAUAAACUGGUCCUGAACAUCUCUUAAACUAAGAGCAUUUUAUUUGGUACAAAUCGUUCCAUAAGUUCUAGACCUCAGCUGAAUCUGGUAAUGAAUAGUGUGGCUGUUGAAGAAGUGGAGGAGACUAAAUUACUUGGCGUUACCUUAGAUUGUAAAAUAAAACAUAUAGACAUAUAGAUUCAAUGGUUGAGGAGAUGGGGAGAGGUCUGUCCAUAAUAAAAAUAUGCUCUGCUUUUUUGACACCACAUUCCAAAAAGCAAGUCCUGCAGGUUCUAGUUUUGUCUUAUCUUGAUUAUUGUCCAGUUAUGUGGUGGAGGGCUGCCGCUGACCCAGAACAGAGUGGCACAUCUGUCUCUUUAUUGUAAUCAGAGGGAUAAUAUAAAUACUAUACAUGCCCAUCUCUCUUGGCUAAGAGUUGAGGAGAGACUGACUGCAUAAUUUCUUCCUUUUAUAACAAACAUUAAUGUGUUCAAAAUGUAUUUCUAUAGUCAACUUACACAGCUCUGACACACACACUUACUCCACCAGACAUGUCACCAGGGGUCUUUUCACAGUCCCCAAAUCCAAGAAAGCGCACAGUAUUAUAUAAAGCCUUAAUUGCACGAGACUCCCUUCCAUCUCAUAUUGAUCAAAUAAACAGCAAAAAAACAGAUAAAGCGAUACCUCACGGCACAACGCCUCUCCCCGAUUGGAUCUUCAUAGUUUGUGUGUCUGUAUUGAUAUGUAGGCUACGUGCACCGUUUUCAAAUUGAUGUAGUUCUGUUCUAGAGCUGUUCUUGUCUAUUAUUGUUCUGUAAUUAUGUCAUGUUUCAUGUUCUGUGUUGGACCCCCUAACUUACCAAUCUAAAAACAACUUUUUUUAAAAUUUUACUAGGCAAGUCAGUUAAGAACAAAUUCUUAUUUUCAAUGACGGCCUAGGAACAGUGGGUUAACUGCCUGUUCAGGGGCAGAACGACAGAUUUGUACCUUGUCAGCUCGGGGAUUUGACCUUGCAACCUUUCGGUUACUAGUCCAACGCUCUAACCACUAGGCUACCCUGCCGCCACUAAAUCAAUGGGGGGGGCCCAUUGAGAUGGUUAGACUAAUUUACCAAUCUAAAAACAACAAAAUCAAUGGGGGCCCAUUGAGAUGGUUAGACUAACUUACCAAUCUAAAAACAACAAAAUCAAUGGGGGCCCAUUGAGAUGGUUAGACUAAUUUACCAAUCUAAAAACAACAAAAUCAAUGGGGGCCCAUUGAGAUGGUUAGACUAAUUUACCAAUCUAAAAACAACAAAAUCAAUGGGGGCCCAUUGAGAUGGUUAGACUAAUUUACCAAUCUAAAAACAAAUUUGCUGACAUGGGCUAAUUGAGUGACUGACAAUCUGCUAAUGCACAACCCCACAAUAAAUAUUUUACAAUAUUGACAUUUAUCUGAGGGCCUACAAAAGGUGGGCUGUGGGCCGCCAGUAGCCCAUCCCUGCUCAGGCACAUUUACAGACUGAUUUAUAGCCAACUUUAUCAAAUGCUCCUAUAUCAUGACUAUCAAUGAUGUCAAGAAGAGUGUAUUACUUCCGUUUGGCAUGUCUCUGAUUGUAAUGACAUGACAACUAUGUCUGAGCUUCUAUACAAUUUCAAAACUCUAGAAUGCUAUUUGGAGAACAGUGAAAACAAGUCAAAAUGACCCCAGACAUUAUCACCUUGGCUGCUGUAGCUUCAUUCACCUCAGUCCAUCUACAAACACAUAGCCUAUUAGCUAUUAGCCGCUACAC
Messenger RNA from Oncorhynchus nerka (sockeye salmon), 6170 nucleotides. Its product is annotated as inward rectifier potassium channel 16-like. The coding region runs from base 106 to 1392 and encodes 428 amino acids. Gene Ontology annotation, molecular function: inward rectifier potassium channel activity. Gene Ontology annotation, cellular component: plasma membrane. The transcript is spliced from 2 exons. Gene Ontology annotation, biological process: potassium ion import across plasma membrane; regulation of monoatomic ion transmembrane transport. NCBI's taxonomy places the organism in Eukaryota, Metazoa, Chordata, Actinopteri, Salmoniformes, Salmonidae. The record is from RefSeq and is a predicted model, not a curated record.